Messenger RNA from Spirodela intermedia, 555 nucleotides. Lineage: Eukaryota; Viridiplantae; Streptophyta; Magnoliopsida; Alismatales; Araceae. The record is from the annotation of a GenBank genome assembly.
AUGGCGACGGACGGCGGCGACCCAAAAACCAGGAAGACGAGGGCAGCUUCAGGGCGGAGGAAGAAGCCCGCGAUGGCGGCUGAGGUGGCGGCGCCGCCUCCGGAGCCCGGGAAGAAGAUGAAGCGGCGGAAUGAGAUUGACGACAUCUUCGAGGAGGUGAGGAGGAAGAAGAAGGCGGUGAUGGACCAGGAGGAAGAAAAGUUGAGAAAAGGGAAGAGAAAGAAGAACGAUGAGGCGGUGGCGCCGCCGGCACCCGGGAAGAAGAUGAAGCGGCGGAAUGAGAUCGACGACAUCUUCGAGGGGGCUAGGAGGAAGAAGACGGCGGCGAUGGAGGAGAAGAAAAAGAUGAGUAAAGGGAAGACGAAGAAGAAGGAGGAGGUGGCGGCCCCGCGGGUGCCCCUCUCCUCCGCCAGCACCGGUGCCGCCGGGGAGAAGAAGCCCAGGCGGAAGACGGCGGACGGACUGGCGAUCUACUCGGCGGAGGAGCUGGGCGUGGCGAACCCAGACGCCGGAGGAACCCCUAUGUGCCCCUUCGACUGUUCUUGCUGCUUCUAG